Molecule: messenger RNA, 1632 nt
Organism: Encephalitozoon intestinalis ATCC 50506
Lineage: Eukaryota; Fungi; Microsporidia; Unikaryonidae
Product: ATP/ADP translocase
Exons: 1
Coding region: 1-1632 (543 amino acids)
Biological process (GO): nucleotide transport
Cellular component (GO): membrane
Molecular function (GO): ATP:ADP antiporter activity
Source: RefSeq, a predicted model, not a curated record
AUGAGCUAUAUUCAGCCAUCAACAUCUCCUAAGAACUCUUGCCUCUUUAGAACAGAAGAGGAGCUGGAAGAGGAGGUCUACAAGAAGACAGGGUUCUUCAAACACAUAAGAAUAGCAAGAAACGAGUGGCCCAGGGUUCUCUACUUGUCACUUCUAUUCGGAGUUAUAACAAUGGUGCAUACGAUAAUGGGAAACUUAAGAGAAAUGGUCCUUAUGGGAAGACAAGAUCCCAUGUCCAUGUUUUUCAUCAAGUCGAUUUUUCUUCCUCCUUGUUCUCUGAUUUUUGUCUGGGCCAUUCACUUUGGGCUGAACUUCUUCAACCCAUCCAAAAUGUUCGAUAUCACUCUGAUUCUCUUCUCCGGGUGCUAUUUUUUCUUUGGACUGGUCAUGUGGCCAUUUAAAGCAUAUAUACAAAAAGACUUUUACUGGUCAAGAGACAUCUUCGGAGACGGAAAAAUGGAGUCUUUAAGAAUUCACUUCUUAUAUCCUGUGUUUUUAGUUUUCAACGAAUGGACAUCUUCAUUUCUCUUUCUGUGUUCGGAAAUGUGGGGAGCUCUUGUGGUGUCGUACUUCUUCAACGUCUUUACAAACGAGAUUUCAACAAGAAGGCAAUCCCAGAGAUACAUAACAGUCUAUAACAUAUCAAAUGCAAUUUCGAUCUUUCUGUCUGCUGUUUUUACAUUGAUAUUCAACAGGUGGAGAGAUAGCGUUGUGUUUGAGACGAAGGAGCUAGGAUUUGAAAUACUAAUUUUACUGCUGGCUUUUGGAGUGAUUGGGGUUCUUGUAUUGAAGAAGUACAUAGAAAAGAAAAUCCUCCCUGUGCCUGUGUUUCUUAUUAAGGAAAUAAAAGAGACGCCCGUGAAACAAAAGGAACUCAAACUAAAAGAAGCUGGGAAGAGCUUAUCCAAAUCAAAGUUACUUGUAGCUAUAUCCUUAAACGUGCUUCUUUAUGGAGUGUCUUCUACACUAAUAGAAGCAACAUUCAAAAGUGGAUUGGCAGCAGGAGCAAAAUAUACAAACAACUCGAAGGAAACAUUCUCAAACUUCUAUAAUGGUUCGGAGCAGAUAAUUAUUGCGAUGACUCUUCUUAUUGUCAUCAACACCCCCUAUUCUGCUUUGAUUAAGAUGGGGUAUUGGAAGUAUGUGGCUUCGAUUCCCAUAGCUGUGGUUGUGUUCUCGUUCUUUUCUGUGUUUCUUAUUGCCUUCUACAACGUAGGAGUGUAUUCGGGGAAGAGUGGACUAUUUAAGUCCUUUUUCAAAGGAAAGCAACCUGUAUUUUUUCUUGAAAACACCCUUGGACUUAUAACAAAUGCAUCUUUAAAGAUAGGGAAGUACCUUGGAGCAGAUGUUUCGAAGGAGGCGAUCUCAAUGCAAAUAGAUCCUCUAUACAGGGCAAAGUACAAGGCCAUUUACGAUGGACUUUGUGGAAAACUUGGAAAGUCCUUGGGAUCUGUAAUGUGCACUGUCAUGACGGGGAUAUGGGAUAUAACCGACAUCCGUAUUGUCUCGGGUGUGUUGGGAUUACUGGUUGGAAUCAUAAUUGUGAUUUGGUGUUUCAUCGUGAAAUACCUGAACGGAAAGUUUCAGACGUCGGUUGAGAAAAAUACCUACAUUGAGUUAGACGAGUUCUAG